This is a messenger RNA of Brassica oleracea var. oleracea, 2276 nucleotides long. RefSeq names its product MORC family CW-type zinc finger protein 3-like. Gene Ontology annotation, molecular function: ATP hydrolysis activity. Gene Ontology annotation, cellular component: nucleus. The record is from RefSeq and is a predicted model, not a curated record. The transcript has 17 exons. Bases 6 to 2126 code for a protein of 706 amino acids. NCBI's taxonomy places the organism in Eukaryota, Viridiplantae, Streptophyta, Magnoliopsida, Brassicales, Brassicaceae.
AUCAUAUGGCGAAACGUACAGUCGCUGACGUUGUACUUCUCAGUGACAGUGACGACGAAGACAUCGGAGUCGUACGACGAGGAGGAGGAGGAGGAGCGUUUCGGAGGAGAUCGGCGUCACUGAUGGAGAAUCGUCAAGUUCCAAGUACGAUCGCCGAUACGACGGUGACUCGUCGAGAAACCCUAGAAUGCCGGAGCUUCUGGAAAGCCGGAGAUAACUUUGUGAUUCCGAAAGCUGUUACUCCUACAGCUCCAGGUAUGCUUGAGCAUGCUCGUGUUCAUCCCAAGUUCCUUCACUCGAAUGCCACGUCACACAAAUGGGCCUUUGGAGCAAUCGCUGAGCUACUUGAUAAUGCUGUUGAUGAGAUACAGAACGGUGCUACUUAUGUCAAGAUAGAUAAGAUUGACAUUGCUAAAGAUAACUCACCAGCUUUGAUUUUCCAAGAUGAUGGAGCCGGGAUGGAUCCUGAUGGGAUCAGAAAAUGCAUGAGCUUAGGCUACUCAUCGAAGAAGUCUAAUACAACGAUUGGACAGUAUGGAAAUGGUUUCAAGACAAGUACUAUGAGACUCGGAGCUGAUGCCAUCGUUUUCACUCGCUCAACUCGUGGAGGAAAAUCAACCCAGAGCAUCGGCCUUCUGUCUUACACAUUCCUUAGGAGAACUGGUCAGGAUGAUGUGAUUGUUCCUAUGAUAGAUAUUGAUAUAUCCAGUGACCUGCCCCAACCAAUUAUUUAUGGCACUUCCGAAGAUUGGUUUGCCAACCUUGACAUUCUUCUCAAGUGGUCUCCGUUUUCAACAGAGGAUGAACUUUUGCAGCAGUUCGAGGAUAUUGGGACACAUGGAACGAAAGUAAUGAUAUACAACUUGUGGCUUAAUGAUGAAGGAGUAUAUGAACUGAGUUUUGACGACGAAGAUGAGGACAUACGGCUCCGAGAUGAAAAUGCCCUGGUAAGGAAAGGGGUUGUCGCUGUGACAUUAGAACUAAGAUCCCAUAUCUCAUACCGUUUCCGACAUUCUCUAAAGGCUUACAUAUCCAUGUUGUAUCUCAAAAAGUUCAAAAACUUCAAAAUUAUUCUUCGGGGAAUCCCUGUGGAGCAAUUCAACAUUGCUGAUGAACUCAGAUAUCCUGAGACUAUAAUGUACAAACCCCAUGCAGCUGCAGUGGAAUAUGCUGUCACUGAAAUUAAAGUUGGAUUCGUCAAGGAGGCACCUAAACUUCCAGUAUGUGGUUUCAAUGUCUAUCACAAAAACCGUCUCAUCAUGCCUUUCUGGAGGGUCACUCUGAGCGGUUCGACUAGCGGAAACGGUGUUGUCGGAGUUCUUGAAGCAAACUUCAUAGAACCCGCUCACGAUAAGCAAGAUUUUGAGAGGUCUUCUCUGUUCCAGCGGCUGGAGGCGAGGUUGAAAAAGAUUACACUAGAUUACUGGAAAUGCUGCAGCGAGGCUGUUGGAUACCAUCCUGACUCCCGUGCACACAAGUCGAAGAGGAAAGCAACACCUGAUCAACCGCCUGGUGACGAUACAUUCAACCCUCCACCUUUGCCUUCUGAUAAAAUUAGUCAAGGUGGUCCGAAAAUCCGUGAAAUCAGUCUUAGUAAAGGCACUUCUAGCCGUGAACAUAAGUCGAAGAGGACAAAAACACCUGAUCAACCGCCUGGUGACGAUACAUUCAAUCCUCCACCUUUGCCUUCUGAUAAAAUUAGUCAAGGUGGUCUGAUAAUACGUGAAAUCAGCCUUAGUAAAGGCACUUCUAGCCGUACAGUUGCUCUUCCACCGCCACAUAUGAGAAAUUUCACGGGUGUAAGAAGUAACUUCCAACCUGUGCAGCCCAAUCCUCAACCAGUGCAGCUCAAUCUUCAACCUGUGCAGCUUAAUCCUCAACCAGUGCAGCUCAAUCCUCAACCUGCAGCUACUGAAUCUGGAGACAACCUUGGUGGCGAGACAGCGUAUAAGCUAAGCGAAGAGAACAUACAACUGUUCAUGGAGUGCGAGGAAUAUGCAAAGAAAGAGACUGAAAUGGAGCAGACGGUAAGGAAUUUAGAAAAGGAACUGGAAGAAGCCAAAAGUAAAUGUGCACUACUUGCUCUGCUUGUCAAUGCUAAGAAGAUGGAGCUCCAACAAGUUUAGAUAAAACGUUAAGACUCGAAGAACCCAAACUUUGAUCUAGAUCUUUUGGUAUAAUUGUAUGUUAAUAUGUUGUGCAACCUCCCAGCAACGAUAACACUGAUAUGUACAUAGUUGGGGUAUGGGCUUUUAACGUAUUUACGCUUUAUGGCC